Molecule: messenger RNA, 3951 nt
Organism: Esox lucius (northern pike)
Lineage: Eukaryota; Metazoa; Chordata; Actinopteri; Esociformes; Esocidae
Product: tubulin monoglycylase TTLL3
Exons: 16
Coding region: 1131-3797 (888 amino acids)
Biological process (GO): protein polyglycylation; cilium assembly; cilium movement
Cellular component (GO): cilium
Molecular function (GO): protein-glycine ligase activity, initiating
Source: RefSeq, a predicted model, not a curated record
GUCCGCUCGGCUUCGAGCUCCACGGGUCUUGUUACCGCGCGUUCCGGGGGGCAGAUGCGCUCCCUAUCGGGUUCGCAGGGUGCGCACCAGGUCAUGCGUGUUUCAUUUCGGAGAGCUGAUGCGCUCGGACGUAUCCAGUCUCUGGGCGUUACUAACAGACUGUUGCUUGCUGGGCUUUGGCCCUGGGACAGGAAUUUACGGUGUGAGGAACUGAAGUGAAAAGCAUUUUACCCUGUGUGACGGGGGAGGGGUGUUUGUGUGUGUGUGUGUGUGUGUGUGCCCCCCAUCACCCUUGUCGUGGAGUGUUUAGCUCUCGCUUUCCCUUCAGAUACCCCACAUCUUCAGGCGUGACAUUGGAUCCGAGUUCGUCUCAUUGAGUUCUGGCUUGAGGAGGCAGGAGUGAAGCCGUGCGCAGUCAUUGGUUCGGUCUCCCGGAGGCAGACGGACCAGACAGAAGCCUCUGAUCUCCCAUUUCCUGCUCUCGUAUGGCCACGCUCACGGACUCGCACGCGGAAACACGGUUUCCCUGCGCGGCCACGUCCACAAACACACUCCCCAGCAGGACUGACCGCUGCGCGCGCAGUGUCCCCACAGGGGCGUCUUGUUGCAGCCAGUCUCCUUGCAUGCGUCUCCGGUGCAGUCACAACGACUGUGUGUCAUCGCCCAGCAUGAGCGGCUAAUGUAGCAUGGCCAACACUCCUAUGGGUGACGUGACAUACAGGGACAUGAGGGUAGAGUUUAGGGGGAGGUGGGUGCCUGUGUAUGUCUCAGAAGGGCCGCCAGGGGGGUCGCUGGUCAGUACGGGAGGGGGAGAAAGCACCGACACUGUUUGCUCCAAGUGGAACUUUGUUCGCCUUCAAAAACCCUUACUCCUCCCUGUUCCCAACCCCAAAACAUGACCCUCUACCGCUGAGGACAAAACCAAACCGUGCCCCACGGCCUCGCACUCAGAACGCGACAGGGCCCCGGCGCGUGCUCACAGCAGGGGGGUUUCCUUGGUUCUGUGCCAGAUUUCCUUAUCUGCGGUCAGCAUGCGUCCACCCAGGGCUGGGCUCGUGCCCUAACCCCCAGCAGCGCCCCAGAGAGCCACACCGUGGGUGGCAGGACAGAGACUGCGAGUGGGAGGACCUAUGCAGAGAGACAGAGGCCUGGCUAACUUCCUUAUUCUGCAUGUCAUUCACCGGCGCAAAGAGAGACGUGUGACCCACACAUUCGGCACCCACACUCACAAGUGUACAACGCUCACUCAUACAAGCGCAAGUAGAAAACAUGAAGUGGGGGCUGGUAUAAUGAUUGAUUACAGACACCUGCAAUUCAUCACAGGUUGUGGAGACCAGGGGCCAGCGAGGUCCGGGGUCUCUAUGGACGCCUCCAAGCCCGGAAAGUAUGUACAUCCAAGGCAGAGGGAGGAGGGAAGUCAGCACACCGGCGGACACUCAGCACCAUACCCUGACGGUGAGAAGGGCCAACAGCAAGUAUCAACGACAUCUGGUGAGGAAAGAGUGAAGCACAGCUUGCUCAACUUUCCUGUUAUCAACCCAGAGAGACUGCUGACAGCCCAAGUUCUGGUGGACAAAGCUGUGAAGAUGCGUAAGGUGUUCUCCAUACAAGGCCCGUACCCUGUGGUUCGAGCUGCCCUCAGGGUGAGAGGUUGGGUAGAGCGCCGCCUUCCACGUCCAACACGGUCCCGGAGCCAUAGUCAUGGACACGAGGACAACGGUGGGGAUGACGCUGGCGACAGUGACGAUGAUAGGCCAGAGGAGGGUGACAGCGAAGACCCAGAUGACAUGUAUGACCUCAUGUCUCGCUUGGUGAGGAACGAAACAUCAUAUUUCUACUGGACGACCCGUAGAGAUGCAAUUGACAACCGCUCAUUGCAAAGGGAGCAGAUGACUAAUCACUACUCUAAAGCAAGCACAUUCACCACCAAGGUGGGUCUGUGCGUGAACCUGCGCGGUCUGCGGUGGUUCGAUGCUGCGGACCCUGAUUCCUUCUUCCCUCGCUGUUACAGGCUGGGGGUGGAGGAUGAGAAACAGGCCUUUAUUGAGGACUACAGGAGAACAGUAUGCACCAGUCUUUUACAGUAUGUUGUGGAGAGGAGUCAAGGAGACCGUGGAGAGGGAGGUGGUAUAGCUAUAUCAACGGACCAAUCAUGUCAAAGUCAAAAGAAGACAUGCAAACGUCAACCCAUGUCAUUGGCGGCCUCCAGAAUGAUUGACAGUGCACUACUAGUGUGCCAGGACUUCCUAGACAGUGUCGAACACAAACACAUAGACAACGCUUUGGAAACUCCCCCACCCAUGACUGAACAACAGUGGCCAGAGUUUAUUGACAAUUACAACCAGGUUGUCAAUGGUGGUGCAGAGAUACAGGACAGUGUUCACGAAGUGAAAAGCUGUCAGGCCAUGUUGAGGAGGCUUCGUGAGGUCAGUCCGCAGCUAGACAUAGACGGCGUACACAACAUCUGGAUUGUCAAACCUGGGGCCAAGUCUCGGGGCAGAGGCAUUAUGUGUGCCAAUAGGCUGGAUGACAUCCUGGGGCUGGUGGACAAUGACUCAACCGUGAACAAGGACAGUAAAUGGGUGGUGCAGAAGUACUUGGAGCGCCCCCUGCUGGUCCAUGGCACCAAGUUCGACUUGCGCCAGUGGUUCCUGGUCACAGACUGGAACCCUCUGACUGUCUGGUUCUAUAAGGAGUGCUACCUACGCUUCUCCACACAGCCCUUCUCACUGGAGACCCUGGACAGUUCUGUCCACCUGUGCAACACCUCCAUCCAGAAGCACCUUCAACCCUCCCGCGAUCGUCACCCAGAUGUACCCGAAGACAGCAUGUGGUCAUGUGACCAGUUCCGUGCCUUCCUGUCCAGCCACGGCCUAGCAGCACAGUGGGGGUCUGUGAUUGUCCCGGGGAUGAAGAAGGCCCUGGUCCAUGCCCUGCAGACUGCCCAGGACCUGGUGGAGUCACGCAGAGGCAGCUUCGAACUCUACGGAGCCGACUUCAUGCUUGGUCGUGACCUUAGGCCCUGGUUGAUUGAGAUCAACGCUAGCCCCGCAAUGACCCCAUCUACUGCCGUGAUGUCACGCCUGUGUGCUGCAGUGCAGGAGGACACCCUCCGCGUGGUCCUGGACCGCCGUCUGGACGGAGGGGCACACACUGGGGGCUUUCAGCUUAUACACAAACAGCCAGCGGUGGAGGUACAUCCAUAUGCUGGGGUCAAAUUCCUUAUUAAGGGCUCGGAGAUCAAACGGCCCCAUCCUCGUCCUCGAAAAGCCUUCAAUCCCGGUGAGCUUCGAACCAAACGACUAGCACUCGGACGUUGUCCAAAAAGCAAGCAGAAAGAGGCUGUGGCAGAAAACCCAAAGCUGGCCCUGGAGGCUGUGGUCCAACAACUGACCUUCUCUGGCAUCAGAGCCCAGCCCCCACCGUCCCCUGAGAGGCCCCUGGGCAAGGGGUCCCGAAGGCUGCAGCGUCUGGACCUGGGUCCGGCCAGCCCCCUCCAGCUGGCCCACAGGGCCCAGUCCCGCUGCACAGACUUCUGGUGGAGACAUCAAGUUGUAAGGCCAUGCUCAGUGAAACCGUGCCCCCCUGCCACCUCUGAUAGUAUUAAAGGCCCAUUGCUUCCGUUGGAGGUCAUCAGCCUUCGCAACCCAGACAGGGAGCUCCCUUCACUACUUCUUUCCACUCCAGUAGUGCCCCUAGCUGGGAUCAGUUUCCAGGACUUCAACAGGACACAGAAUUCCAGCUAUAGGGUGAUCAGGACCAGAUGUGUAGGGAGGGGAACUCAGAAGCACGUAUGACUGGGAGGACAAUUUACUAAUAACUGAUAACGACUGCCUGAUUUGAAAGCUGUCUUUUUCACAUAGUAAUUGUAGGCCAACCUUAUAAAAAAGUCACUAUUAAAUUAACUUUAAUCUUCAGUUACUUGGUACGCGUUGCUUUUCUUAUUUUGCU